This is a messenger RNA of Cuscuta epithymum, 573 nucleotides long. The record is from the annotation of a GenBank genome assembly. Lineage: Eukaryota; Viridiplantae; Streptophyta; Magnoliopsida; Solanales; Convolvulaceae.
GCUACAUAGCAUUGGAAGGUUUAGCCUACUAGCUUUCUUGGAUUCUUGGGUCUUCUUAAAGUGAUAAUGCAAAUGAAUUCUCAAGUUAAUUUUUCGAGCAUAUCUGCCAAUCUCAACUCCAUCCCUGUCCUAAAUGGUACUAACUUUAAGGAAUGGAAAGAAAAUAUUCUAAUAACUUUGGGCUGCAUGGAUCUUGACUUAGCAUUAAGGGUAGAGCAACCCGCUUCUCUUACGGAUGCUAGUACCCAAGAUGAAAAAAGGUACUAUGAGAAGUGGGAUCGCUCGAAUCGCUUAAGUCUUAUGAUCAUAAAGCGUGGCAUUCCAGAAUCUUUUAGGGGUGCUGUAUCCGAUGAGGUUACUAAUGCCAAGGAUUUCCUUUCUGAAAUUGAGAAACGUUUUGUUAAAAGCGAUAAGGCGGAAAUCAACAUGUUGUUAAAAGACUUUACUUCCAAAAGGUAUUCAGGAAAAGGAAAUAUAAGGGAGUAUAUUAUGGAAAUGUCUUAUAUUGUUUCUAGACUCAAGACACUUAAGAUUGAGAUAUCGGAAGAUGUUCUCGUACACAUAGUCUUGAAC